GAGCUGUUGGGUGUUCUUGUCUCUGUGUUCAUGCAAUAAAAUGGCAGAAGCCAAAAUUUCUCAGGAUGAGUUCAUGUGUUCAGUGUGUCUGGAUCUCCUGAAGGAUCCAGUGACCAUCCACUGUGGACACAGUUACUGUAAGAUCUGUAUUACAGACUGCUGGGAUCAGGAGGAUCAGAAGAGAGUCUACAGCUGUCCUCAGUGCAGACAGACCUUCAGUCCAAGACCUGCUUUAGCUGAAAACACCAUUCUGGCUGAAAUGGUGGAGAAACUGAAGAAGAUUAAACUUCCUGCUGACUGUUACGCUGGAGCUGGAGAUGUGCAGUGUGACGUCUGUACUGGAAGAAAACACAAAGCCGUCAAGUCCUGUCUGGUGUGUCUGAACUCUUACUGUCAGAAUCACCUUGAACAACAUGAGACCUUCUUUAAAGGAAAGAGACACAAUCUGACUGAAGCCACUGGACGACUGCAGGAGAUGAUCUGCCAGAAACACGUCAAGAUCCUUGAGGUUUUCUGCCGCACUGAUCAGAAGUGUAUAUGUCUGCUGUGUACAAUGGAUGAACAUAAAAACCAUGACACUGUAUUAACUGCUGCACAGAGGACAGAGAAACAGAAGGAGCUGAAGGAGACGCAGAGGUGGUUCCAGCAGAGGAUCCAGCAGAGAGAGAAAGAUCUUCAGCAGCUGAGAGAGGCUGUGGAGUCUCAUAAGCGCUCUGCACAGACAGCAGUGGAGGACAGUGAGAGGAUCUUCACUGAGCUCAUCCGCUCCAUUGAGAGAAGCCGCUCUGAGGCCACACAGCGGAUCAGAGAUCAGGAAAAGACUGCAGUGAGUCGAGCUGAAGGACGACUGGAGCGACUGGAGCAGGAGAUCAAUGAUCUGAGGAGGAGAGACGCUGAGCUGGAGCAGCUUUCACACACACAGGAUCACAUCCAUUUCCUGCAGAGUUUCCAGUCUCUCUCAGCUCCUCCUGAAUCUACAGACGUAAAUGACGAUCCCUUCAGUUCUCUCUCCUCUUUUGAUGUUGUGAGAGAAUCUGUCCGUCAGCUGAGAGACAAACUGGAGGAUUUCUGCAAAGAGGAGCUGAAGAAGAUCUCUGACAGAGGUAAAUUCACUUUCACCAACAUUGUUCCCAGAACCAGGAACGACUUCCUACAAUAUUCCCAUCAACUCAAUCUGGAUCUGAACACAGUGAAUAAACUUCUCUGUCUGUCUGAGAGGAACAGAGUGAUUACUUACACUAACACAGAGCAGCCGUAUCCUGAUCAUCCAGACAGAUUUGAUGGAUAUAAUCUUCAGGUGUUGUGUAGAGAGAGUGUGUGUGGACGCUGUUACUGGGAGAUUGAGUGGAGUGGGAAUAAUUAUGUGUAUAUAUCAGUGUCAUAUAAGAGCAUCAGCAGGAAGGGAUCGGGUAAUGAGUGUGGGUUUGGAUAUAAUGAUCAGUCCUGGAGUUUGAUCUGCUCUUCCUCCAGUUACUCAUUCAGACACAAUAACAUACAUACUAAACUCCCAGUAAAGUCCAUCAUCAAUAGAAUAGGAGUGUAUGUGGAUCACAGUGCAGGAACUCUGUCCUUCUACAGCGUCUCUGGAGACACAAUGAGCCUCAUCCACACAGUCCAGACCACAUUCACUCAACCGCUCUAUCCUGGGUUUGGUGUUUAUUAUACUGGAUCUUCAGUGAAACUGUGUUGAUGAAUCAGAAUAGACAGUAGAGAGAUUCUACCCAUAAUGCUUUGAGCUCAUGAUGAAUUAGUAACAGUGAGAUGUUAUAGAGUCUCUUAUUUUCUCUUCUUUAUAUUAAUACUACAGCUGAACUGCUGUCAGUGAAAUAACAUGUCAGAAUAAAUGUGUGUAAUGAAUCCUCAUAUAGACAUUGAGAUCAGAGUGUGUGACAGAGAGAUAUGCAAUUUGGCAGGGAAAGAGUCAAUGACUAUAACAUCAGACUGAUCAGAAAUACAUUAGAAGAGAGACAGAUGGCAUCAAAUACAGCACUUUACAUUACAGUCGGUAUGUAUGCUAUACUGUACACAGAUUACCAUGGUAGAGAUUGCCACAUUACUAUAAAUCACUAUGGUAUAGUGAUACCAUUUACUGUAUUGGCAUGAGGUUUCUAGCAAGAAACGUCAUGGCCAUUUCAUAACUUCUACACACCUUUUGAUAACACAGUAAAUGAUAUCACAAAAAUUACUUGGUUAAACUUAAAUGCGACAAAGUCACUACCAGACCCUUGAACACACGGAGACCAGAAGUUAACAGAUGAAUACAAUAGGAGUUAUAUUAAUAAUCACUCUGAUGCUUAUAAUGGCAGUGCACGGAAACCACCAGUUUGAAGCUCAAAAAAGUGCAUCCAUCCAUCAUAAACGUACUCCACACGGCUCCAGGGGUGAAAAAAAGGCCUUCUGAAGCAAUGCGUUUGUGUAAGAAAAAUAUUCAUAUUUAACAAGUUCUAAGGUCAGAUAUCUGGCUUUAAACACUAGAGAAUGAUGAUGAAUAUUGUCUGUACCUGUCACUGUGUCACGAAUGCAGCCUCUGUGGCUCCCUCCGAUCACCACAUGAGGGUUCCGUCACCGGAGUACUAAAUUCAUCCGGACUUCAUUUCCCAUAACCCACUGCCUGGCGCUGAUCACGUGCGCACCUAAUCCCCUUCUGGUGGACUAUAAAACACUCACACACACACACACCGCAAAGUCUUAUUUUGCCACGGCUGACAUUUCUGAGCUUUUUCCCAUGUGUAUUGUUUUCCCAUGUGCGACCUUGGAUUGUUUAUUCUGUUACGACAUCUUGCUGCCUGCCCAUCUGACUCCUUGCGUGUUUUUCUGGAUACCACUAGUUCUGUCUGCUGCCAGCCCGACCCUGUGCCUGUCCCUUCGUUACGAUUCUGCCUUGUCUGUGAUACUGUUGUUGCCUGUGAUUUACCCUUGCCUGUUAUACUAUGAUUGUCUACAUUAAAGCUGCACAUGGAUCCCAUGGCUUCUGACCCUUCGUUACACACUAAGACAAAAGUACAACUUAUCAGUAUGUUUUGGGAAUCUUUCCUGUUUAUAGUUAAAGCCUGGGCCAACUUCAGCCUUGAAGAAGGUGUGAAUCAUGUGUAUUUGU
This is a messenger RNA of Megalobrama amblycephala (Wuchang bream), 3097 nucleotides long. Its product is annotated as tripartite motif-containing protein 16-like. NCBI's taxonomy places the organism in Eukaryota, Metazoa, Chordata, Actinopteri, Cypriniformes, Xenocyprididae. The record is from RefSeq and is a predicted model, not a curated record. Gene Ontology annotation, molecular function: protein binding; zinc ion binding. Bases 41 to 1690 code for a protein of 549 amino acids. The transcript has 6 exons.